Nomascus leucogenys (northern white-cheeked gibbon) is the source of this 1246-nucleotide messenger RNA. RefSeq names its product transmembrane protein FAM155B-like. Lineage: Eukaryota; Metazoa; Chordata; Mammalia; Primates; Hylobatidae. Gene Ontology annotation, molecular function: stretch-activated, monoatomic cation-selective, calcium channel activity. Gene Ontology annotation, cellular component: plasma membrane. Gene Ontology annotation, biological process: calcium ion import across plasma membrane. The record is from RefSeq and is a predicted model, not a curated record.
AUGGCGUCCACCAUGGAACAUGCUGCAGAGCCCAUGAUGAAACGUGUCUUAGCACCGCGUGAGGAGGCGCUGCCGCCGCCGCCGCCCGGCGAGCCCGGCGCGUCCCCAGGCACCUGCGGCCCCAGAUACAGCAACCUGACCAAAGCCGCCCCCGCCGCAGGCUCUCGGCCGGUCUGCGGCGGCGUCCCACAGCCCAAGGGGCUGGACGCAGCUUGCACCAAAUUGCAAUCUUUGCAGAGACUUUUCGAACCGACUACCCCGGCCCCCACUCUGCGGCCCCACUCCCCUUCCCGUGCCCCGGCCGAGUUCCCCUUCGCCAAAAAAAACUUGCUCAAAGGCCACUUUCGGAACUUCACUCUCUCCUUUUGCGACACCUACAGGGUCUGGGACUUGCUGCUGGGCAUGGACCGCCCCGACAGCCUGGACUGUAGCCUGGACACCCUGCUGGGGGACCUGCUGGCUGUGGUGGCCAGCCCGGGCUCCGGGGCCUGGGAGGCGCGUAGCAACUGUAUCGAGGCGUACCAGCGGCUGGACCCACACGCUCAGGAAAAAUAUGACGAGUUCGACCUCGUGCUGCAUAAAUACUUACAGGCGGAAGAGUACUCAAUCCGGUCCUGCACGAAAGGCUGUAAGGCUGUCUACAAGGCCUGGCUGUGCUCAGAAUACUUCAGCGUGACCCAGCAGGAAUGCCAGCGCUGGCUGCCCUGCAAGCAAUACUGCCUGGAGGUGCAGACCCGGUGCCCCUUUAUACUCCCCGACAAUGAGGAAAUGGUGUACGGAGGGCUCCCUGGCUUUAUCUGUACAGGGUUGCUGGAUACUUCACCAAAGCGUCCGGAAACCAAGUGCUGUGACUUGCAGUGGGUCUCCUCUGAGGCGAAGGAGAAGUUCAAGGAGUCUGAGGCCCCCAAAAGCCACCACCAGCAAUUCCACCACUCCUAUUUUCACCACUACCACCAACAGUACCAUCACUACCACCCCCGUCAUGAUCCCCCAGGCCACGUCAACAACAAGCCCGCCCUGCUUCCGGUCUCCGGGGGCUCCCGCCUCAGCCCUAGCAGGAUCCGGCUCUGCGUCCUUGUUCUCAUGCUCCUCCAUACCGUGGUGUCCUUCUCUAGCAACCAGGGUGGUGGGGGAUUGGGGCUGGAGACACUGCCUGCCCUAGAGGAGGGCCUGACACGGGAAGAGUGACAGUAGGGAGGGAGGACAGACCUCCACCACACUGACAUCAGCUCCAGCUCCCCCAGGU